Messenger RNA from Anisakis simplex (herring worm), 597 nucleotides. The record is from the annotation of a GenBank genome assembly. NCBI's taxonomy places the organism in Eukaryota, Metazoa, Nematoda, Chromadorea, Rhabditida, Anisakidae.
AUGAAUAAUUCAAAUUCAGUGCAUGUGAAUGAUUCAAACGAACUGAGCAGGACCAAAGACGAGGAGACUUUUGCGCCCUUCAAUUCGAUAACUCCUCGCGAUCAUCUUGGAAUCGGCGAGUGUGUGGGUGAGGGUGGUUAUGGACAAGCAGAAUUUUUAUCAAGAAUUCGUCACCCCAACAUCAUCCAGUUUUAUGGCGUUUCAGAAGUCGAUCUUGGAUACCUUAUUGUGACAGAAUACGCCGAGGGCGGCUCCUUAUAUAUGGCCUUCCAUAAUGCGAAAGAUUCACGUUUCGAUUUCAAGCAAAUUAUCACAUGGGCUUGGCAGAUAGCAUCUGGAGUUGCGUAUCUGCGUCACGAUGCAUCUGUUAAAACAAUUCAUCGAGACCUAAAAUCACUCAAUUUCAUCUUGAGUGAUGAACUCGUCUGCAAAAUGUGCGAUUUUCGAGGGUCAAAGAAUCCGACUCAUUCGGUGAGAGCGACAUUUUCCGUGGAUGAGGUGAAUUCUAUCGGUCGAUUAGCCGUAAACUCCGGCCAUAUUUGCAUCAAAUUGAUUGCUUAUUCUAAACUUGAAAAUCAUUAUCGUACCAGUUCCUGA